Messenger RNA from Cynara cardunculus var. scolymus (artichoke), 731 nucleotides. Its product is annotated as stress enhanced protein 1, chloroplastic. NCBI's taxonomy places the organism in Eukaryota, Viridiplantae, Streptophyta, Magnoliopsida, Asterales, Asteraceae. The record is from RefSeq and is a predicted model, not a curated record. The coding region runs from base 68 to 478 and encodes 136 amino acids. The transcript has 4 exons. Gene Ontology annotation, biological process: cellular response to high light intensity.
AGAUAGACAUUGAGAGGUGAAACGAACUGCUACGCUGAACUCAUCUCUCUCUCUCUCACUACCAACAAUGGCGGUAGCUCAAGUUUCUCCCUCCUUCUGUAUCUCCACCGCCGCUAGAAUCUCCCCUGUUCCUCAAUUUCCAUCCUCUGCUUUGCCUCGGAUUGGGACAUCUUUCAUUUGCGGUUCGCCCCUCGUGAUGUGCGGAGCUUACCAUCAGAAGGUGCUAGUACGUAAGGCCGCUGCAUUUUCUGUGAGAUGUGAGCAAAGUAGUAAGGAUGGAAACGGUUUAGAUGUGUGGCUAGGUCGCAUAGCAAUGGUUGGCUUUGCAGUGGCGAUUAGUGUUGAAAUAUCAACCGGGAAAGGGCUUCUUGAGAAUUUUGGGCUUUCAUCACCCUUGCCAACAGUGGCCUUGGCAGUGACUGCACUUGUGGGCGUUCUUACAGCAAUCUUCAUCUUCCAGUCUGCCUCUGAGAAUUGAUAACACUGAUACAUAACUUGGUAUUUGUAAAGCUUCUGUAUUUAUUUGUGACGAGCUGUUCUUUCUUAUCUUUUGUUUGUUUAUGUAACACAAUCUUUAAUGUUGGAUGCCGACAAUGAUGUAUGCAUUUGAGAAUCUACAAGUAAUUGAGGACUUCCUCACCAUGAGAACGUAGUAGGAGUCCUAUUGUUGUUUGAAUGGGUUUGUAAACAAAUUCUACAUUUAGUAAAUAUGGAUUUAUGAGUUGCCAGAC